AUGGGUGCAGACGAAACAAAGCCACAAGACAAGACAGAAAGAAAAGAACCCACAGGACACGACGAAGACGAUGUCAUCGAGGUGGCCCUCACACCAGAGCAAGAAGCUGCCGCCCUCGAAGAAUCAAACACCCUGAAAUCAGAAGCGACAACCCUCUUUACAGCGUCCAGCUUCCAGGAUGCUCUAAACACAUACCUCUCCGCCCUCGCACCGCUACCCAAGAAGACACGCUUUCCCCGUGCAGUCCUCCACUCCAACAUAGCCGCAUGCAAUCUCAAACUAGAGGAAUGGAAAGACGCUAUUAAAAGUGCUUCCAGUUCUCUCGACGAGCUCAAAGAGUUCGAAGUCAGCUUGGAGCAGGAGAAGAAGGCAAAACCACAGGAAGAAGACGAAGCGGAUGAGGAGAUUGUGAGCUCGGGUGCUGAAACGGCGGCGCCUGUCCAGGACGCUGUCGAGAGGGACAUUCUCCGGAUACGCACAAAGAGUCUGCUCCGCCGCGCGAGGGCGUACUAUAACACCGACCCGCCGACGUGGCACUCGCUGUCCUCCGCGCAGUCGGACUACAACACGCUCCUCACGCUGCCCACCACCUUUCUCACGCCGUCGGAUCUGCGCACAGUCAAGACGCAGCUGCGAGACCUCGAGCCCCGCGUCAAGGUGGCGCAGGAGCAGGAGAUGGGCGAGAUGUGGGGAAAACUCAAAGAGUUGGGCAAUGGCAUUCUGAAGCCCUUUGGCAUGAGUACGGAUAAUUUCAAGAUGGUCAAGGACGAGAAGACGGGCGGGUACAGCAUGAAUUUUCAACAGAGCUAG
Molecule: messenger RNA, 810 nt
Organism: Emericellopsis cladophorae
Lineage: Eukaryota; Fungi; Ascomycota; Sordariomycetes; Hypocreales; Bionectriaceae
Product: Tetratricopeptide repeat protein-like protein
Exons: 2
Coding region: 1-810 (269 amino acids)
Molecular function (GO): protein binding
Source: RefSeq, a predicted model, not a curated record